Spodoptera frugiperda (fall armyworm) is the source of this 1952-nucleotide messenger RNA. RefSeq names its product multiple inositol polyphosphate phosphatase 1-like. Gene Ontology annotation, molecular function: acid phosphatase activity; inositol phosphate phosphatase activity. The coding region runs from base 238 to 1557 and encodes 439 amino acids. The record is from RefSeq and is a predicted model, not a curated record. The transcript has 5 exons. Lineage: Eukaryota; Metazoa; Arthropoda; Insecta; Lepidoptera; Noctuidae.
CAAAGAUUGCUUCGUACGGGAAUCGAACACGCUACCAUUUACACGGCAGCGAAUUGCCCAGCUACUCCGUCAUCCGUGUAGUCGAAUAUUUAAUUAUAUAAAUACUUAAUUAGACUGUCAGUCAUAGUUUAAAUUGAGUUAUAAUGAUUUGCUUAGUAUCAUUUAUUUAUCUUUAAGUAGUCAAUGUGAAACGUAGUGUGUGUCGACGAGAAAAAUAUUUUUAAUACGUUUUACGAAAUGAAGUUUUUAAUUAUGACCGCUAUGUGCUUUUGCGUAAAAACUGUGCUGACUCGAGAUUGCUAUUGGAACACUGGGUGCAAAUACAAAUAUUUUUCGAGUAAAACUCCGUAUGAAAUUGUUAGAGGCGAUAUAAGGGAUUCGAUCGUAAAACCGGAAGGAUGUGAAACCGUCAGUGUGUGGUCUAUAAUGCGCCACGGAAAAAGAAACCCUAGUACAAGGUACGCGAAAGACAUAAAAUAUAUUUUAAAACACUACAAAGACUAUAUUGUAUCGAGUUAUGAAAUUGGAAAUAGUUCUCUUUGUGCUCAAGAUAUAGAGAAUAUUAAAAAUUGGAAGAUUGAAACUAGUUUGCUUGAUGAACCAAAUGAAAUAUCUAACGAAGGAUAUCGAGAGCUAUUUGAUAUUGGAAGUAGGAUAAAAGAAACGUUUCCAGAACUUCUGAGUAAACUUCAAGAAAACGAGUACAUAUUCACGCCAGGGUUUGGAAGUCGUCUUGAAGCGAGCGCUAAGGCUUUCGUCGAAGGUCUGAACGACCAUAAGUUGGUCAUCACUAAAGUGUAUGGUGAUUACACUUUCGUCGCACCUUACUCGACGUGUGGAAAAUAUCAGGUCGAUGUACGAAAUAGCCCAGACCUUUAUCAUGAGGCAGAAGUUUAUGAAAAGACUGAGGAGUACUUGAACAUGAGAGAAAGGGUCGCGAACAAUUUAGGCUUAAAUUUUGUUCCCUCCAGCGACAAUAUAACAGCAAUGUAUGACUUGUGCCGGUACACUUGGAACGGGCUUCAGCGUAAACCGAGUCCAUGGUGUGCUGUAUUCACAGUCGAGGAUCUCAAAAUUUUGGAGUACGUGGGAGAUCUUAGACAUUAUUAUAGAAACAGCUAUGGAGCGACCAAAUUCAGUUCUGUACUAGGACAGUUACCGAUGGCAGAUUUGCUAAGAAAUUUUCAACUUGCGAAAUGUGGAAAGGGAAAGAAAAUUGUUUCAUAUUUUACUCAUGCCACUAUGAUGGAUAUGUUAAUAGUCGUUUUUAAUCUUUAUAAAGAUCCAACUCCGCUUCAGGGAUCUUAUAGAAACGUGAAUAGAAAAUACAGAUCCACGUUUUUGUCGACGUUCGGGAGCAACCUAAUUGCAGUAUUAAACAGAUGCAGGAAAGCACACACCUACGACUUCACUGUAUCAUUUUAUUGGAACGAAAAACCGCUGACUGAAAUAUGCAACAAAGGAACCUGUUCAUGGCAGGAGUUUGAAGACAUAUUCAAACCGUUUUUGAACGCCACGGUUGACAUCUGCGAAUUUAAAUGGUCAAAUAUAGAUUAAAUCAAUUAUUUAUUUUAAUUUAUCAAAACUUGAGAAGUGUACAAAUAUGUUUGUCUAUUAACUUUUCUUAUUCUACAUCCUAAAUAUCUAACGCUAACAGAGAAGAUAGAAUCUUUGGAGAAAGGACAAUAGUUAAAACAAAACUUUUGCUUUUGUUUCUAAUUCUAACUUAAACUUUAGUAGGUAUAGGUAACUAGUACAACAAAACGCUUAUCAGCUUAGCUUACAAUGAGGGACUCUGUUCGAGUUUGUAACAAAUAAGAACCCCAAAUGAAUGCGAGUGGAAACCUUAAAACAAUUUGCAAAUUAAUUUGUUGGGAUUAGGUCGGACCCCAUUGUAUCAUCAACGCUGCUACAUAAUGGCUACUUAUAAAUAAAACCUGCUUUUUCAUAUA